Arxiozyma heterogenica is the source of this 5400-nucleotide messenger RNA. RefSeq lists its product as uncharacterized. Gene Ontology annotation, biological process: regulation of GTPase activity. The record is from RefSeq and is a predicted model, not a curated record. The transcript has a single exon. Bases 1 to 5400 code for a protein of 1799 amino acids. Lineage: Eukaryota; Fungi; Ascomycota; Saccharomycetes; Saccharomycetales; Saccharomycetaceae.
AUGCCUCCCUUAUCUUCCUCCUCAACAAAUUUUAACCCAAAUCCAUAUAUAUGUGAAGGUUUAUCAAAACAUCUCUUUUUCAGUAAGAUUUUACCCAUCCUACCAGUCGAAUCAGCCCUCAGAACAUGUCAAGAAGUAGAAGAACAAGGCUCUUUUCUUCACUGUAGAUCAAUAGCAAUCUGUGUUGCAAUAUCAAGAGACUUAAAUCCCAUUCUAGAAAAUGCAAUGGAUUUAAUCGAUGAAUUAUUGGGUAAUGAAGCAUCUAUUAUAUCUCAAGAGAUCAACGAGGAUACGGUACAAUCCAUAUUAAUUGUUACUAGACUAAUGACUGACGUAAUGGAAUACUAUUGGAAAUCUAAAGAAAAUAAUAACAACAACAACAAUUAUAAUUACAAAAAUAUUUCUAUACAAUCAUUUGAAAAGCAGGAAAAAUCAAAAAUAAAUGCUACAGUAGGGUUUGCUACCAAUAGACCAAGCUUCCAUAAUGUCACUCCAGGCCCCUUAGAUCCUGCCAUUGCCACAAGAAUAGUGAAUCUAUCAACAAGAAUCAAACUACAUUCAAAAACUUUCACUAUCCUCAAAAAUAUGGCACUCUAUAAUCCCUCCAAUAAUAACAAUAACAAUAAUAACAAUAAUCCAGAUGUUAGUAGUAGUAAUUAUUAUGGUUUUAACAAUAAUAUUAUGCCAUCGUAUAAGAAUUAUCUAGAAGAAAAAGGUUGGCCAAGUUAUGCAGAUAAAAUUGAUACAGCAAUAGAUUAUAUGUUAAAAUUCGUUUCUGCAUCAAAUCCAAACGAAUUUAUAAAAUACACACAAACUAAGAUUAUUACACCUUUAAUCAUUAACCACAUCAUUAACGAAUCCAAUGUUGUUCAGUAUUUAGAUAUAUUUGGAUCCUUCUAUCUCACACAUAAAAAUGUUGGUAAUUUUCUGGAAUUAGUCAAAAAAAUAUCUUCAAAUAUGAGAAAAACUGUAUACCAUGUACUAUUCUUACAUUACACAUCUAAAUCAUUUUUAUUUUGGAUUAUGGAAAGACCAAAGGAAUAUAUUCAACUAUAUCAAAACCUUCUGCAUUAUGAUAAUGAGAAUACUGAUCCUUCAAUUAAAGAGAUUCCAAAUACCAUAUGUGUUCUAUUUGAUAACAUUUAUUCAGAUUUCAAUAUUUCUCAAUAUUUAACAUCUCUGAGUGAAACAAAUAAUAAUAAUGAUUCAACUAACCACAACAAUAACAACAGUAACAGCGUUAAAAGUAGUGUUUCUUCAAUAAAUUAUCAUACAACCGAUAAAUUUACAUCAGAGUCUCCUAUGCCAAUAUUAAUUAGAAAUCCCACAUCUUACAGUGUGUCAUCGUCUAGUGAAGACCAUUCAACCAUAUCUUCUUCUUUACAUAACAGUAAUGACCCUCAAAAGAAUUAUACAUCCAAAAAGGAGGAUUUACAAAAUUUUUAUCCGUUUUCUAUUAAGAUUGAAAAUCCGGAAACCACAAAUAAAAAAUUUGGCAAUACUUAUGAAUCUACAUCACAUUCUUUGGUAAAUGUUUUGGAAUUAUACACAAAUUUUAGUGAUAUUAACUUAAUAUCAUAUCAAUCAAUUCUACAGUUUUUAUCUAUGCUUCUUUUCCUUGAUACUGAAGUAUUUGUGGAGAUUAAUAGUAUGAAAUUUAAACAUCUGCGGGAUGCAACUGUACUUUCAAGUGAUCUCAAAGAUAAUAAUUCCAUUAAUUACACCUCUAGUACUAGUAAUUUCCCUACUACUCCUAAUAAUAACCAUUUAAGUAGUCCUACUAAUAAGAAAAGAGGUAAUUCUAUGAGUCCCACAUUAUAUGAAGAUCGAACACAAAGUAUUAAACAUUUAACAUAUAAUCUAAAAAGAUUUACCUCAUUAACAUCCUCUUCUAAAAAAUCUAAACAGAUUAAGUUUUUGAUUUUAAUAUUGAAAAAUAUAAAUGGUGUACAACUUGCUUGUGAUUCAUCUCUCAUUGAUUCAAUAAGCACAAUUUUGACAAUACUAACUAUGGCAUCUUCCAUAUCAAUGUAUAAUUCAAAAUUACCUUGUAUUCAAUUUGCAAAAAGACUAUAUGCUGUUAUGGGUACCAAUUUAAGUGUAGGUAAAGAUUGGAACACCAUGCCAAAUAAAUUCCUGAUACAUUGCCUUGACAGACAUCCGACAAUGAAGAAAAAAUUACAACUGGAAUAUUUUGUGUGUGCAUUACAGUUAGAACCGGACGAAUUUUUAAAACAUCUACAUUUAGAUAAAGAAUUAAAUUUUUUGGAUUUAGAAAAAUUAUCAAUUUAUGUUGAAGGUUUUAGAAUAUUUUUUCACUUACUUGAGCAACAACCGAUAACAAAACAAGUAGCAAAGAAUGUAUCGAAAUUUUUCAAAACCUUAUUUUAUAAAACAGCUGAUUUAUUACUAAAGGAAUUUCCAUAUUUUGAUGAAUCCGUGACUGAUAUAAUAAUCUCAAUUCUAGAUGGCUCAAUUUUAGAUAAGUUUGAAAAGACUAGAACUUUAUCAACUGUUAAUGUAUCUACUGAAGGAACCCCAUCUGAAUAUAACAAUUCUGAUGCGUCAUCCACUAUCUCCUCAAAUAGUAAAACUGUUUCAUAUCAAGAUAAUAAAACAUUAAAUAGUUCAUGGGAUGUAGAGUCAAUAUUACUAACAAAUUUUCAUGAAAUCAAAAAAUCAGAUCCAAAUUCAAAUAAAAAUCAAAACAAAGAUAAUAUUUCAAAAACAAUCAAUAUGAACACUACUGAUCAAAAUUCAACUUCUUUAAAACCUCACACAGUACAAACUAAAAAACAUAUUCCAUUAUCGUUACCUUCCGAUAAAUCAACAUCAAAUCCAUCAAGAAUAUCCACUAGAAGUCCGUCUAAUUCUGUCUCUACUCACAAAUUGACUUUUUCUAAUGUCACAAAAAAACUAUUAUCUUCAAGACAGAAUAUCCAAUCUGUGUCUUCAUCAACAAAAGCACCUUCUAGAAAAUCAUCCAGUGAAACAUUAGCAAAAGCUAUCCCACUUAAUAAUCUACAAAGCCUACAAUCAGUACAUAGUAAUAAUAGUUCAUACCUUGGUCAGCUAUCUUCUUUAUCCUUAGAACACAUAAAGGAUGCUGAUAAUGAUUAUGCACGGACUUUAAUGAUGAUAAUUUUCAGUAUAUUUAAAAGAGUAACAAAUUACUUCAUACUUCCUUCUAAAGACAUAGAUGCAGCCUGUUGGACUUCUAAGGAAUUUAAAAAUAUCAUCAAACCUAUAUUUGUUGGUGUUAUGGAUAAGAAUAUUGUACUACAACAUUCAGCUCAGUCAUUUAUGGAUGUAUUAACCAAUUAUAUUGAAGAAGCAUGUGAAGAUGCACAGGAAGAUCAAAUAAAUGAAUUUUAUGUUUUAAGCAGUUAUACCAUUACCUUAUUUUCUGCAGCACUAUUUGAUAGACAUGUUGACAAUCCAAAAAGAUUAGCAAUAUUAAAAAUUAUCAUAAAAUUUUUAAGCAUCAAGGCAAAAUUAAGGAAAAUUACUGCAAAAUCAAAGAAGUCAAGCAGUAUCAUUAAAAUAGAGACCUCAGUUUUCCCCAUUGUUGCAACAACUCUAGGUGCAGGCCUUUUCACAUCACUAUUUUGCAAUACAAACGACUUUGCCAAUCUUCUCAAAGAUGCAUAUUCUUAUUAUUAUAAUGGUUUAAAAUUCUACAGAAAAUACGUUGGAAAAAUCAAUAGUGUAUACCUCUACAAUAUAGAUUUUAUUAAAACUAUAGCAACAGAUGAUUUUACUGCUUCAGGCUCUGUUGCAUUUCAGAGAAGACUAAAAAAUAACAUUGUAAAGUAUAUAAAGUUCCCAGAUUCUGUUAUCUUAGAGGCUAUGAACGCACUAUACAACAAAUGGUUAGGCUACUCAAAAUUAAAAGUUUUAACUCAAAAACAAUUAAAUGAUUUUAAAAAUAUUGCAGGCAUUUUAGCUGCCAUAUCUGGUGUUUUCUUAACAACAAGCCCUGAAGCUUUAAUUGGAUUUAAGAAAUUCCCUUAUUUAGAUGAAAUGAGAAAAGACAUUACAGAAAAAAUUGAUUACUUUAUAAAGUUGCAAUGUAUCUGGUUAAAUGACUCAGAGUUGCUCAUAAGAGAGAUUGCUAAAGAUCUUUUAAGUAUAGAAUUACAUCCCCUUUCAUACGGAAUACUUUUCAAAAACAUUAAGGUCAAAAUCGAUGAAUUAAGUACCAUCGAUCUAACUUUACCAGAUCAGGAAUUAUCAUAUAUUUUAUUAGAACAAAUGAUUAUUAUAAUUAGAACAAUACUGAAAAGAGAUGACGAUAACCAAAUCAUUAUCUGGUAUUCUUUGCAGUUGAUAAAUUCCAUAACUGAUAUCGUAAAAAUUGUUCAAAAAAUUGAUCAUAAGUCGAUUAGAUAUUACAAAGCUAUAAUUCAAAUGUCAAAAAUGUUUAACAGUCUCGAAUACUCAGAAGAAUUUCUAUGCAUCAAGAGCCAUUUUGCUCUAAAAAAUAAGUGGAUCAAAUUAGUGAUAUCAUGGUUUGAAGAAACACUUAAUAAAAACUAUGAUUUUGAAAACAUAUCUAAAUCUCAUAGAGAUAUGGAUCUUAAAAAACGGGAUUUGGAUAUAUUAUAUAUCGAUACCUCAAUUGAAUCAUCCAAGGCUCUUGCAUAUCUAACAAAAGAUGUCCCAUUAGAAGUGUCAUUUGCUAAUACAAAAGAAGAAAUGAAACGAUCUGCUAGUGUUGUGUUUGGUAACUACUUUACAAUUCUACUGAAAGGUUUAGAAAAAAGUACUAAUCUUGACAAAUAUCCGGCUGCAUUAAAACACAAGAUUAGUUUAUUAAACAGUAAUUUAAUAACUGCCUUAACCAACCUGUCAAUUGCAAAUGUUGAUUCCAGUUUUCAAUUUACACUACCAAUGGGUUAUUCUAAAGAUAAAAAUAUUAAGAUUGCUUUCCUAAAAGUUUUCAGUGAUAUUACCAAUAAUUAUCCAUUUCAGGAAAGUUCCUCCAAAUCAGCACAACAGAAGGCUGUGUCUGAAUUAACUACAAUUCUUCUCAAGUAUCCUAAAUUUGUUUAUUUAGGUAGUCUUGUCUGUCCAUCUGCUGAGAUAGACGCAUACGCAGUUGGUGUAAUCAAUGCCUUUGAAACGAUGAAUGCAGGUCAUAUUGUUGUAUUGCAGUUAAUCACGUCAGAAAUACAUAAUGCAACAAAGUAUUUGGAUGUCCUAAGAAGAAAUAGUUGUGCGACAAGAGCACUCUCCCUUUAUGCAAGAGCUAAGGGUAACAGUUAUUUGAUUAGAACUCUGCGUCCAACACUUCAAGAGCUAAUUAACAAAAAGGAUUACUUUGAUAUAGAUAAACCUACACAGGAAAUAGAUAUUGAAAAAUCUGUUAAACUUUUUUAUCAUACCUCGAUAAAUUAA